AAGACGCUACCGUACCGUCACGUACAGACAGCAGCUUAUCCAUGCACAUACACUUAUAUUCACAGUAGUAAGCUGCCCACGAGCAGUGUGUCCGACACCACGCCAAUUUUCAACGAUCUCGAUGGUAAGAUUAUGAUCCGUGCUACCGGUUUUAAAACUCUCUGUGCCGGAUUUCCGGAGGAGGGCAUUCGGCCCCUAGCUCGGAAUAACGCAGCUCAAGGUGUCUGGACGCAUCCCGAAGCAGAUUGGGACCUGUUUGGUUCAUCUUUGGAAAAACUGUUGCUUCGAUGUCCAAUGCUUGGUGAAAUUGAUCAUGGAGAUCUGAUUUGUGGUAUGGAGGCAUACACACCUGACAAAAAGCCUACGGUUGGCGAAAGUAGCCAAGCUCGCGGAUACUAUGUGCUAAAUGGACUGAAUGGUCAAGGCCUUUCGCUAGCCGGCGGCCUUGGGGAUUUGCUAGCUAAUUGGAUAUGUGAUGGAAUCCCAGACAUUGAUGUAGCCCAUCUAGACGUUGGCCGAUUUCUUGAGUUACAUGCAAAUUCGCAGUAUCUCAUGGAACGAGCGCCAGAGAUUGCAGCAAUGACCUACAGCAAUAUGUAUAACUCGCAUCAGUUCCAUACAGCGCGUAAUCUUCGCAUGUCUCCAAUCUAUCAUCAUCUUCGGGAUGUUGGAGCAGUCUUUGGGGAGAUUAUGGGUUAUGAAAGACCUCUAUGGUUUGAGCAAUAUCCUAAACCGGAACGAAAUGCACUUUUCCAAGGACAAGAUGCUCUAAUUGGAAAGCCGAUCUGGUUUGACAGUGUUGCUGCUGAAUAUGAAGCUUGCCGAGAACGUGUGGGGCUCGUUGAUAUGAGUAGUUUUACGAAAUACGACAUUACGGGACCAGACGUCGUGAAAUUUCUACAAUACCUUUGCUCAGCUAAUAUCGACAGACCUAUAGGUACAACGGUUUAUACUGGUAUGCAACAUGCUAGAGGUGGUUACGUAACAGAUUGUACCUUGAGUCGGCUGUCAGAGAACAGCUCCAACGAUACAGCAAGAGCGAUGCAUGACAUGGAUGAAGUAUUGGGCCAAGAAGAUGGGAGUCAAUGUUCAUGUUCAGGUGCUUGUCAUUUUUUUACUGAUAUAUGA
This is a messenger RNA of Strongylus vulgaris, 1128 nucleotides long. The record is from the annotation of a GenBank genome assembly. NCBI's taxonomy places the organism in Eukaryota, Metazoa, Nematoda, Chromadorea, Rhabditida, Strongylidae.